Molecule: messenger RNA, 4208 nt
Organism: Hevea brasiliensis (rubber tree)
Lineage: Eukaryota; Viridiplantae; Streptophyta; Magnoliopsida; Malpighiales; Euphorbiaceae
Product: probable inactive receptor kinase At5g10020
Exons: 3
Coding region: 872-3904 (1010 amino acids)
Biological process (GO): protein phosphorylation
Molecular function (GO): protein binding; protein kinase activity; ATP binding
Source: RefSeq, a predicted model, not a curated record
AUUUGGCAAAUAAUAAUGUAAAAUGGUGCUAGCACCCACCUACUGCUACCCUCUCCAUCUCUCUCUCUCUCUGGUUUUUGCUGUACUCUCACUCUCAGUCUCUGAGUCUCGGUCGCUUGAUGUGUUUUCUAUUUUUGGCACGUUUGUUGGGUCUCUUAUUCGUCAAUUCACUGUUCUUUAUUUUUUUCAGUACCCACUACCCACCUGACCUCCAUUUAUAUCUCCACAUUGUCUUUUCUUAGUUGCGAAUCUCUGGUCAGGUUCUUUAGCUUCUCCUCGUUUUAUUUCAACAACUUUAUUGUAUUUCUGUGAACAUUUGUUUCUCUGUUUAAGCAUUGUUGUUUCUUUUACUUGUUAUUGUGCACAUUGCUUACAGAAACUCCCAUCCUUGUUGAGCUGCUUUUAACUGAUAAAAAGAUGUAGAUUUUUGUCAUGUUUUACUGCUUUAUUUUUUGUUGAUUUGGUUAUUCGCUUUUGUUCUUGAUAUUCGCAAUUGGGUUUCUGCUCUUUCUUCGUUUUGUGGUGCAAAAAGUUUUGGUGAAUUUAUUUUUUCCAUUUCUGAGAAAAUGGGUUCAUAAUUUUGUCAAGUCUUGAGCUGUGAAGCUUAAUUUUUAUAUGUUUCUUUUAUUGUGGUCUUUGGUUCGAUGUAGUCUUCCAAUUAUCCUGAUUUUUUGACCAAUGCAUUUGUAUUUUCAUGUAAAUUAGCAUAGAUUACGAUUACAUUGUUGAUUUCUUUCCAUUUAUAAUAGUUGCUUUUGAGAAAGUGGUUUAAUUUCUCUUCAUCUCUCAUUCAAAUUGGUUCAUUUUAUCCAAUUUCUACUCCCUUUGCCCCUCUCUUUGAAGUUUGUGACUUGGGACAAGUACUGAAGCAAUGCCUAUAAUCUAUUUGGUGUUAUUGUUGCUGCUAGUAAAUGCUUUUGGACAAUCAGAUUUUGAAGCACUCUUGGAGCUCAAGAAAGGCAUUGAGAAAGACCCAUCUGGGAAAGUUCUUGUUUCAUGGGAUUCUAAUUCCUUGGCCUCUGAUGGAUGCCCCCAGAACUGGUAUGGAGUUGUCUGCAUUGAUGGCAAUGUAGAUUCCAUUACUCUAAAUGACGCGGGCCUUGUUGGGAACUUUAGUUUCCCAGUCCUUACUGGCCUUAAAAUGCUUCGAAACCUGUCAAUUUCCAAUAACCAUUUAAUGGGAACUAUCUCAAAUGUUGGUUCCAUCGAGUCCCUUGAGUACUUGGAUAUUUCGUGCAAUUUGUUUCAUGGGUUUCUACCCUCUGGCAUAGUCAAUUUAAGGAAUUUAGUGCUUUUGAAUCUUUCUUCAAACAAUUUUCAAGGCAUGAUUCCCUCUGGUUUUGGCAGUCUUGAGAGGUUGAAAUAUUUAGAUUUAAGGGCUAAUAGCUUUUCUGGAGAUAUAAUGAAACUUCUUUCCCAGUUGGGCAGUGUGGUUCAUGUUGACCUAAGCAGCAAUCAGUUAUCUGGCUCAUUGGAUUUGGGACUUGGGAAUGCCAGUUUUGUUUCAUCAAUUCAAUAUUUGAAUAUAAGCCAUAAUGCCUUGGUUGGACAGCUCUUUGCUCAUGAUGGAGUGCCAUAUUUUGACAGUUUAGAGGUCUUUGAUGCUAGUAAUAAUCAGUUAGAUGGUAAUAUACCUCCAUUUCAAUUUGUUGUCUCUCUUCAGAUUCUUAGGCUCAGAAGUAACCAGAUGUCAGGGUCUCUACCAGAGGCUCUUUUGGAAGACAAAUCAAUGCUAUUGACUGAACUGGAUCUUAGCCUUAAUCAACUGACAGGUCCAGUUAGAAGUAUCACCUCUGCAACUCUCAAGAAGCUAAAUUUGUCUUCAAAUAAAUUGACAGGCUUCUUACCUGCCACUGUAGGACACUGUGCCAUUAUAGAUCUAAGUAAUAAUAUGCUCUCAGGAGAUAUAUCAAGAAUUCAGAACUGGGGAAAUUAUGCGGAACAUAUUCAGUUGAGUAAUAAUUCAUUGACAGGGAGUUUGCCAAACCAAACUUCUCAAUUCUUGAGGUUGACUUCACUCAAGAUAUCAAAAAACUCAUUAAAUGGUGAACUUCCAACAGUUUUGGGUACGUACUCACAACUAAAAGUGAUUGAUCUUAGCCUUAAUUUUCUCAGUGGGUUCCUCCUUCCAAACCUCUUCAACUCAACAACAUUGACUGAUCUCAACCUGUCAGCCAACAAUUUCACUGGCUCAAUCCCUGUUCAGGAAAUACAAGGCUCCUCCCAAAAUUUGAGCUUGAUGUCUCUUGAUUUAUCAUAUAAUUCCUUAGAUGGCUUUUUGCCCCCUGAAGUCGGUCAGUUCCAUAACUUGGUUUUUCUUAACCUAUCCAACAACAAACUCAAAGGCACCAUUCCAGGGGACCUUCCAGAUGGGUUGAAAGGAUUUAAUGUGUCUUAUAACAAUCUCUCUGGUGUGGUACCUGAUAACUUGAGGCAGUUUCCUGAUUCAGCUUUCCAUCCUGGAAAUCCCUUCUUGAUUUUUCUUAAAUCGCCAUUGUCACCAGAAGGUCCUACAGAGCUGACUUUAAGGAAGCAUAGAUCUCACAUGAAACCUUCUAUGAAAGUUUUCUUGAUAACUGCUAUGGUUGGUACUGCAACUGUAAUCGCUAUUUUGUGCAUGGCCAUUUACUACAGGACCCAUUGGCAGAAUCAUGGUAGGAGAAGUUUAAAAGGGGAUGAAGGACAGGAAGGUGUCCCACAAGAGCGUUCUUCCGUUUCUCAUUCCUCAGCAAUUAACAAAAGUUUGGACAGGUCAUUAUCAUCAUUUAGUUUUCAUCAAAGUCUUCAUCCAUCAUCACAGUUAGGCUCUGCAUAUCAUCCUGGGGACACAUCAUCAGCUCUACAGAAGUCUACUGAUCAUCCUGAAUCAAUAAGAAAAAAUGAAGGAUUAUAUCCUUCCUUGUCUCAUUUGUCAUCUUCAAAUCCUUCACCUUCUAAAAGCCAACUUUCCUCAGAGCAUCCAGGUGUCCAAGUAUAUUCUCCAGAAAAAUUGGCAGGAGAUUUACAUCUGUUUGAUGGCUCCCUAGUGUUCACAGCAGAAGAACUUUCACAUGCUCCAGCAGAAGUUAUUGGGAGGAGUUGCCAUGGUACUCUAUAUAAAGCCACACUUGACUCUGGUGUUGUACUGGCCGUAAAAUGGUUAAAAGAGGGAAUAGCAAAAGGGCGGAAGGAAUUUGCAAGGGAAGUAAAGAAACUCGGGAACAUCAGACAUCCAAAUUUAGUUUCUGUUCAGGGUUACUACUGGGGCCCAAAGGACCAUGAGAAGAUGAUAUUAUCUAACUAUGUUAAUGCCCAAUGUUUGGCCUUCUAUCUGCAAGAUAAAGAGCCAAGAAAACUCCCAUCUUUAUCUCUUAAUGAUCGGCUCAGGAUUGCUGUUAAUGUUGCUCGAUGUCUGAACUACUUACACAAUGAGAGAGCAAUACCCCAUGGCAACCUCAAAUCCACAAACAUUUUAUUAGAGCCUCCAAACAUGAAUCCACUGCUCACAGAUUACAGUCUCCACCGAAUAUUGACAUCAGCUGGCACAGCAGAACAAGUUUUGAAUGCUGGUGCUCUUGGCUAUAGGCCUCCUGAAUUUGCUAGCUCAAGUAAACCCUGCCCAUCAUUAAAGAGUGAUGUCUAUGCAUUUGGGGUUAUCUUGUUGGAGCUCAUAACUGGAAAAAGUUCUGGGGAGAUUGUUUCCGUUGACCCAGGAGUAGUUGAUCUGACAGACUGGGUGAGGUUAUUAGCUGAAGAAAACCGAUACAGCGAGUGCUUUGAUAAACUGCUUGUAGAUGGGCCAGAUGUGGAGGGACCCAGGAUUCUUGGUGAAAUGCUGCAAGUGGGACUAAGAUGUAUCCUACCAGCAUCUGAGAGGCCUGACAUGAAUUCAGUUUCUGAAGAUCUCUCAAUGUUAGUAUUAUGAAAGGUCUCUCAAAUUGAGCAGAAGCUUUAACUCUAGCCUAUGUCACUGACCCCCCCCUUUUUUUUUCUCUUUUUAUUUUUUGGGGGGAUACUGCUUGUAAUUAGUCUGUUUACCUUUUAGUGUUUUGAAGCUGCAGAUGUUCCUGUGAUGUGUAUAAUGGCAUUUGAUAGAUAGGUAUUGUUAUAUGCAGGAAAGGAAACAAGGUUAUUUGUCCCCUCAGGUUGGUGGGUUAAUUCAUUCUUUUUAACCCUAUCUAGUGAAUGUGAUUUAAUCUCUAUUAAUGUUAUUUCACCAUUCAAAUUCA